This is a messenger RNA of Quercus robur (English oak), 1122 nucleotides long. Its product is annotated as F-box/kelch-repeat protein At3g06240-like. Gene Ontology annotation, molecular function: protein binding. Lineage: Eukaryota; Viridiplantae; Streptophyta; Magnoliopsida; Fagales; Fagaceae. The transcript has a single exon. The record is from RefSeq and is a predicted model, not a curated record. Bases 1 to 1122 code for a protein of 373 amino acids.
AUGUCGCAAACGAAACCAAAACCAACGAAUAAUCACAUCCCAGAAAACGUCGAAUUCAACAUCUUGGCAUGGCUACCUGUCAAAUCAGUCAUAAGAUUCAGAUGUGUUUGUAAACCCUGGGACUCAUUUAUCAUCAGCCCCUAUUUUAUCUCAACCCACCUUAAUAACAAUAACAGCAAAUAUCAUGGUUGUUUCAUUAUGGUGCCUGACUAUUUUGGUAAAAAGGAUAAGGUCUGCAAAGUUGUUUGCGACCGAACGUAUGAUAUAAUUUCUGAGUAUCCAGUUCCCUCUGGUUUUGAUCGUUUUUAUCUUGGAUCAUUGUCUGCUGGAAUAGUCGGUUCGUGCAAUGGCCUAUUGUGUAUUCCUCACUAUAAAGGAUAUUGCGUUGAUGUUAUAUAUUUGUAUAACCCCGUUAUUAGAAAAUUUAAGAGGUUGCCCGAUUCUUCCUUUAGCGAACGAUAUGAUUGGGUUGCUGCCGGAUUUGGUUAUCAGUCCAAGACUAAUGACUACAAGGUUAUAAGGAUCUAUUGUUUAGGUGGUUUUACAAAAUUUGGCGAGCCGAAAAUAAAGUGUCAGUAUGCGGAUGUUUACACAUUAAGCUCGAACUCAUGGAGAAGGGUUGAAAUCUCAUUGAGGCCCAAUGUCAGGUUACAUGGUAACGAGAGUAUUUCACAUGCCACUUUUGCUUGUGGGGCUCUGCAUUGGUUGGUAGAUUUUAUUGAAUAUGAAGACGAAUUGCAAUGUGAAACAAAGAUUUUGUCAUUUGAUGUCUACAAUGAGAAAUCCAGAGACAUAGCACUCCCUGAUGGGGGUAGAACAACUCAACAUAUUGCACUCCCUGAUGGGUGUAGUAGAACUCAACAUAUUGCGGUGUUCAGGGGGAAGUUGGCUUUCAUUACAGUAAACACUGUAAACUAUGACGACCACUAUAUUACGAUGUGGGUGAUGGAGGAGUAUGGUGAUGUACAUGAAUCAUGGAAUAAACUUUUUUCAUUGCUGAUAGAAACUGCUUUUUUCUAUGGUUGCACCAGGUAUGCUGGACUUCCUGAUGCUUUACAAGGGAAUUCUACUUACGUGGAAAGCCUUGUGUUACUUGAUGGAGGAACUGAGUUAUCUGGAUAG